This is a messenger RNA of Harmonia axyridis, 5542 nucleotides long. RefSeq names its product zinc finger protein 43 (gene Lmpt). Bases 24 to 4448 code for a protein of 1474 amino acids. Gene Ontology annotation, cellular component: Z disc; nucleus. Gene Ontology annotation, molecular function: zinc ion binding; transcription coregulator activity. The record is from RefSeq and is a predicted model, not a curated record. NCBI's taxonomy places the organism in Eukaryota, Metazoa, Arthropoda, Insecta, Coleoptera, Coccinellidae. The transcript has 12 exons.
CGUCCAAUUUCUAACCACACAUUAUGUCUUCAUCAGUUUCAACUGAUUAUUAUGUUUGUUUUGUCCAAAUUCUUCAAUUAAUUUUGGAGGUUUUUGUGUUUCAUUUAUUUUGUUCGACUUUUAUAUACGACGAUAUGUAUACGAACAACGAUGGGAAUGACCAAAAAACUCCUGAGGGAAGCUCUAAUAAAUUUUCGUGUACUGGUCAUUCAAAUCAGACCAAUAUCAAUUUAGAUAAUUUAUCAAGUAUUCAUACAAAUCAAAAUAGCCAGACCCCUCAUCGAGGUAACCAAGGACAUGAAUUGAGAGAAUUUAACUGCAACUAUCGACAAUGCGAAAACCAAAUUUAUGCAACAAACCGUUGUGGCUCACUAUGUCAAGACGGCUCUUGUAGAGAUCCUAAUUGUAGGUCAUACUGGAAUAUUACUCUAACGCCAUGCUCUUCUAAUAGAGAACCAGUAAGAAGAUUAUCAAAGGAAAAUAAGGUAUCACCUUCCGAUGCCAGACGAAAGAGCCUGGACUUUCAAAGAACUAGUCCAUCUACCAACCUCCCUAGGACCUCUGAUAAAGAAAAACUCAAUUCACCGCCUGGUUCUGCGCCAUAUAUUACGCGAACUAGUGAUCAGGAAAUAUGGGAUCCAGCAACUGGUGUUCAAACAGGUGGUAUAUCUAUAUUUUCUCCCAGGACUUCUCAAAAUGAAACGAAAAAUUCAGCUGUGAAUUUUAUACGCCCUAGUGAUCAGAAAAUGAAGAAUUUAACUGGUUCAUAUCCGAAUGUUUCACGAACUGAUCUGGAAGAAACGAAUUUGGCACCAUAUUCACCUCCAUAUACUUCGCGAACUAGUGAUCAGGAAAGAAGGUAUUCAGCAACUGGUUUUCAAAUAGAUAAUAUAUCUACUUAUUCCCCCAGGACGUCUCAAAAUGAAACGAAAAAUACAGCUGUUAAUUUUACUCGUACUAGUGAUCAGAAAAAAAUGAUUUUAGCUGGAUCAUCUCCGAAUGUUUCACGAACUAAUUAUCAGGAAGAAACAAAUCCACAGUCUAGUUUAGCUAAAAUUAUAUCGCGAAUUACUGAUCAGGAAAGAGGGGAUUCAGCAAGUGGUGUUCAACAAGCUAGUUCAUUUGACUAUUCCCCCAGGACGUCUCGAAAUGAAAAAAACAUUUCAGCUGUUAAUUUUACACGCAAUAGUGAUCAGAAAAUGAGGAAUUUAACUGGUUCAUCUCCGAAUGUUUCACGAUCUAGUGAUCUGGAAGAAACGAAUUCGGAUCCAUAUAUUUUGCGAACUAGUGAUCCGGAAAUGAGGCAUUCAGCAACUGGUGUUCAAAUACCUAGUUCAUCUACCUAUUCCUCCUGGACGUCCCCAAACGAUAAGAAAAAUUCAGCUGUGAAUUUCAGACGUACUAGUGAUCAGAAAAAAAUUAGUUCAGCUGAAUCAUCUCCGAAUGUUUCACUAACUACCUAUCAGGGAGAAACGAAUUCACCGUCUAGUUCAGCUCCAUAUAUAUCACGAACUAGUGAUCAGGACAGAAGGAAUUCAGCAACUGAUUUUCGGAAAGGUAGUAUAUCCAAUUUACCAAUGACGUCUCGAAAUGAAAAGAUAAUUUCAGCUGUUAAUUUCGCACGAACUAGUGAUCAAAAAAUGACGAAUUUAACUGGUUCAUAUCCGAAUAUUUCACGAACUAGUGAUCUGGGAGACAAAAAUUUGGCACCUGAUUCAGCUCCAUAUAUAUCGCGAACUAGCGAUCAGGGAAGAAGGAAUUCUGCAACUGGUGUUCAAACAGGUAGUACAUCUAUCUUUUCCCCCAGGAUCUCUCAAAAUGAAAAGAACAUUUCAGCUGUGAAAUUUACAAUUCCUAGUGAUGGGAGUGCAUUUACCAAACUAACUUCAGGAAAUGAGAAGAAAAUUCCAGGUGUAAAUAUUUUACGUACUAGUGAUCAGAGUAUUUCACGAACUAGUGAUCUGGAAGAAACGAAUUUGACAACUGGUGUUCGAAGAGACCAGCCAGGCAAGGUACUUUCUCUGAAAGAAUCAUUGAUGGAGGUACAACAACGACGACAAGAGGACAACCAAACGAGUUGUACCCUAAAAAAAAUUGAGGGUAAAAAGAGAACUUCGCCAAUUAAUCUUUUGAGGAGUAUAAAUUCGGUAAACCCAAAUCCAUCAGCGAUUUCGAUGGUGUCAGUGAAAUCUACAGACAAAUUGGCCACUAUAAAAGAAGAAAAUCAUCCAGUGAAUUCUACUGAUAUAGUUCCAGAAAUUAAAUGUGGUGUGAAAUGUCCGCCUGUUAGAACAAUAAUCAAAUUCUAUGACAGCAUUACCGACCCUGGCGUUCAAGUACAAGAAAUAGACAUUGGACAACCAUGUUUAGGUUGUGAAACUUGCAAGGGAUAUGAGGCGCAUAGUUGGAGCAAGGACAAGUUCGAGAUCCCAGCCUCGAAGGAGAUCAUUGAGGAGAAAACCAUCAGAUCUACGCCGAAAGUAACGUUCGCCAAUCAGAAAAACGAAGAAAAAUCCGAAACAAAAUCGAAAAUUCCUUUCAUACGACAAAAAAGUGCUGAUAAAUUCAUUAUUGUGUCGAAGAAUAUCUUCUGCAGACAGAAAAGUAAGGAUAAACUGAACAUUUCUCCGAAAUUGGCACCGACGAAAGAAAAAAGUAAGAGUAUAUUCGAUUUUGCUUUCUCUAGGCAAAAAAACACUAGCAAAGAUAAGAGUAAUACGAUUCCGGCAGAGUCGAAAAAUAAAAAUGAAAAGAAAAAUAAGAAUCCUCCAGUGAGUGAAAUGAAAAAAUCGAAAAGUGAGUGUGAAAUUGUACCACGAAAAAGUCAUAUAUAUAACGGUAUCGAUAUGGACGAAUUUUGGAAGGGGAUCACUAUCGAAUGCAUCAAAAUUCUAUCGCUUUACUGUAAAAUUUUCGAACAGGAUAAGAAGGAUCUGGCCAGAUAUCCGUUUCUUAUAAAAAAUUGUAGAAACUGCAAAUGCCCUAGAGAUAAUCAUGCCAUAUCGGAAUUCGCUGCCAGGUCUAGAAUAGGUUUUAGUGCUAGUAAUGAAUCUCUCGAACCGAGAACCACAGGAUACACUUUUGUGCCUUCAGGACUUACUAAAGCAAAUCAGGUGGCCCAAUAUUACUCAUUAUUUCCUAGUCACGAAGUGCCUAAAAUGGGAUCGGAAGGAGAAGUUUAUAGAUCACAACGUUUAGUCAAACAGCUACCUAAGCAGGAUUUAUCACUCAAUGUCUGCAAAUUCGUGGAAACAAAUCAAAAAGGGAGUUUUCAGGAUUUCAUACAGGCUCGGAACGAAAUUGCUUUGGAUAUAGGAUACGUAAAAACUGCCUCCAGUGCUGCAACCUGUGAAUAUUGCGAAAAAACGAUACCAAACGGACAAUACAGCAUAGCAGCGAUGAAGAUGGGAGACCUGCUCUGGCAUCCUACAUGUUUUAGAUGUAACAAAUGUGACGACCUCCUAGUCGACCUGGCCUACUGCGUUUACAAGGAUAAAAUAUACUGCGAAAGACAUUAUGCCGAAUGUUUGAAACCUAGAUGCGAGGGCUGUGAUGAGUUGAUUUUCAGUGGCGAGUACACUAAAGCCAUGAACAAGGACUGGCAUGGUCAACAUUUCUGCUGCUGGCAGUGUGACGAGAGCCUUACAGGCCAAAGAUACGUUUUGAGGGACGAUCAUCCAUACUGCGUAUCCUGUUACGAAAGCGUCUUUGCCAACGCCUGUGAAAAGUGUAGCAGAACUAUUGGAAUCGAUUCCAAGGACUUGAGCUACAAAGAUAAACAUUGGCACGAAGCAUGCUUCCUCUGCACAACAUGUGGAGAGUCCCUUGUAGAUAAGCAGUUCGGUUCAAAGGGUGAAAGGAUCUACUGCGGUCGUUGCUAUGACAAUCAAUUUGCUUCUAGAUGCGAUGGUUGCAACGAAAUAUUUAGGGCCGGAACCAAGAAAAUGGAAUACAAAACCCGGCAAUGGCAUGAGAAAUGUUUCUGCUGCUGCGUAUGCAAGGUUCCUAUUGGAACUCAGAGCUUCAUACCAAGAGAGCAGGAAAUCUAUUGCGCGAAAUGUUACGAAGAGAAAUUCGCCACAAGGUGCAUCAAAUGCAAUAAGGUCAUAACUAGUGGUGGUGUGACCUACAAGAAUGAACCAUGGCAUAGGGAAUGCUUCACUUGUACCCAUUGUUCCAAGAGUCUCGCAGGAGAACGUUUCACAAGUCGUGAAGAAAAGCCCUAUUGCGCUGAAUGCUUUGGAGAACUCUUCGCCAAAAGAUGUUUUGCUUGCAACAAACCUAUCACUGGUAUUGGGGGUACCAAAUUCAUCUCCUUCGAAGAUAGACAUUGGCACAACGACUGUUUCUUCUGUGCCAUGUGCCGUUCAAGCUUAGUUGGCCGUGGAUUCAUCACUGACCAGGAUGAUAUCAUCUGCCCUGAGUGCGCUAAGCAGAAAUUACUUUAAGUAAAAAAUUCGAAUCAACAGUCUUCAUGAAAAGGCAAAUAUUGAGUCUCUCCUCGCACAUUUACAUUCAGACAAUAAUCUAUCUUGCUAUAUCAUGAUACUCCAAAGAGAAGAAUAUUCAAUUUGAAAUUAUUAUACCGCAUAUGUCAUAGACAUUGUGAUUUUAACACAUAUACGUUGUUUAAGGAUGAAGACACAACAUACACUUGACACUAACACCUCACACAACACACAUAUGAAAAAGAAACAAAACGUUAAAAAAAAGGCAUCAAAAUUUUCACUACAUUUAUAUAUAUCAGCUUUUAGCAUAUUGAAAAUUUUGAUGUAAUAUUUAUUAUUUGUGUAAAAUAAAAGUUUUAGUUUUUAAAAUACCUACUUUAUUCUUAUCUAAUAUUAUUCAAGAAUGCCUUCGAAUUAGAUAGAUAUGCGCCUUUUAUAAUUAUAGGAUGUAUUUGAGAGAAUAUAGUUUAGCUAAAAAUGUAAUAUGAUGUCGAUUGAGUUAAAGGUUUUGUCUCUGUAAUAACACCCAGUAUUUUUACUGAAAAAAUACUUAUAUAUUUAUAAAUCGACGAAUAAUGAAUUCCAAUUGAAUUUUAAACGAGAAGGUUGAGAUUAAGUAUCAAACAAAAUAGAUAUAGAUGAAACAUUCUAAAAUUGUUGCCUUAUAUUUAUAAAGUGAUUUCAUAUUAUAUUUUCGUUUUUAACCUAUUGAGCCUGCAGAUUUUGAAUAUUAUAAUAGAGUUUUAGAUGAGCUUGGAAGCAUUUAUGAGCCAAUUUGGUGCUAUAAAAGUAGUGUUAGAAUUUUUUUGAAUAUUUAAACACGUUAUAUGAAUAUACUAUUAUCGAGAAAAGCUUGUGACACUAUUAUUAAUGUUAUUUCCUUCGUUUGAAUAUAAUUUAACAAUGACAAUUAUCAUGUUGAUAUGUGAAAAGAAUCAUUUUUUUAGCAAUAUAUUAUAAUGUAUUUAAAAACUUUUGGAAUGUUAUCCCGAUUGUUAUGAUAGCUUCUUAAAAAUUGACAGGGCUUUGCUUAGGGAAUAUAUUAUACAAUAUUAUUUAAUACAAAUGUCUGAUAAUAAAAAUUUUGUUAAUCA